This is a messenger RNA of Gilbertella persicaria, 1269 nucleotides long. Its product is annotated as Alpha/Beta hydrolase protein. Gene Ontology annotation, molecular function: hydrolase activity. NCBI's taxonomy places the organism in Eukaryota, Fungi, Mucoromycota, Mucoromycetes, Mucorales, Choanephoraceae. The record is from RefSeq and is a predicted model, not a curated record. Bases 15 to 1136 code for a protein of 373 amino acids. The transcript is spliced from 4 exons.
UUUUUUUUAAAUCCAUGUUGAUGGGAAAAGAAUGCAAAAUUGAGGGAUGCUGUGUCCAGUCCCAAGAAUUCCAUCUUAAGGAAACAUGCAAUACGCCAGAUAUAUCAACACUUCUGCAAGACCUAUACCAGAUCCUGUUUCAUUUUCCUUCAAGUAUAUUGUUCUUUUUUCAGGAUCUCUAUAAACACCUUAUUCAGCCCAAGAGACCUUCUUGGAAUAUCAUGACCACAAUCACAAUAGCCAUAUUACAUGCUAUGCGGUCAAUAAUGGUAUCAGUCAGUCUUGAUUUCUGGAGAAGAAUGCUCAGAUUACCCUAUUUUGUAUUGUAUGACACAAACACAUUUAUUGCAGCCACAUUUGAACCAACACAUGCUUCAUUAAAAGGCGUAUUAAAGAAUCAAGAUGCUGAAUACAUAAAAGCUGAAUGGAUUUUACCGCCCGAGAGUGAAGAAGAAAAAGUGAUCCUGUUCUUUCAUGGUGGUGGCUAUUGUCUCAAGGAUUGGUUUAGUUUUAUUAGACUCUCUGAAAGAUUAUCUAGCUAUACAGCUAGAGCUGUUUUUGUUCAAUCCUAUUUUCACCUUAUUGAGUAUUAUAAGAUUAAGCCCCAGCAUAUUACUAUUAUAGGUGAUUCUGCUGGUGGUGGUCUAGCCAUGUCUCUCUUAAUGUAUCUUCGUGAUCACCAAUAUCCGCUUCCAGAAGCUUCCGUUCUUUUAUCUCCCUGGAUUGAUCUUACAUAUCAACAUCCUAGUUGGUCAGAAUCCUUUCUUGUGGAUUUUUUACCUCCUCGUCCUGACAAAAAUUCAAUCGUGAAUCCGGCCUGUCUCUAUCUAGGACUAGAUAAUUAUAAACAAUUAAGUUCUCAUACAUAUGCCUCUCCAUUAUUUUCAAAUCAUUUCGAGAACCUUCCUCCUAUUUUAAUACAGUCUGGUGAAUGUGAGACAAUGAGAGAUGAAAUAAGAGUCUUUACCAAACGUUUGCAACAACAACAACACUCGACUGUUUUUCGACAUGAAGAAUAUGAGGAUAUGGUACAUGAUUUUCAAGUAUUUGAUUUCCCACAGUCAUUUUUAGCCUUGAAGCAUAUUCAGCAAUGGCUCGCUUUUUGUCGAAAUGAUAAAAAUGGCGUAUGUCUCUAAAGAAACCAGUUUUAUGUUUUUAAAGUGUAUCAUUAUUCACAACAUUAAAAAAAAUAAAAAUAACUUCUUUGCUGACCUUUCAUAUGACAGUAGUGGUUGUUCAUAGCAUGUAUACUUCAAGAGUGCGACGCUU